AUGGAUACGCAACGGUCGCCACAGAGUACAAAAAAGGUAAAUCGACCAGUAGGUCAAAAACAAUGCUCAAAAUGCAAAUGCAAGGCUCAACUGGACUCAUCUCGGGAUAGUGACGAUGAUUCGGGAAGUAAAAUUACUUAUCGUAAAAGAAAUCAAAGAGAAUUUUGUGACAUCGUAACCGAAAUCAACAACUUCCGUGGGGAAUUAAUCUCAAUACUCGAGAGCAACUUGUCAACGAUGCGCGAUGAUAUAUCUGCAAUGAAAAAUCAAAUUAAUGAAAUCAAAACAUCAACUAAAAAAAUGCUAGCAGAACAAAAAAGUGUAAAAUCUGAAAUCAUAGAACUAAAGAAGAAUAACUCCAUUGCAGAAUCCAAAAUAUCUGAGCUUGAGGCAAAAUUGAGCAAGCUUGAGUGUAUUUCGACCAAACCCCGUAUCCCAGACGUUCUUGAUAACAAGGAAAUCAUCAAUGAACUGCAGGAAAGGGCCAAUAGAAGUGUGAAUAUUAUAGUCUUUGGUAUAAAUGAACAAACUAAUGCUGAUAGUUCUGCACGCCAAGCCAUGGAUCUGAGUCUUGCUCAAAAAAUUUUUCAGAAUGUGACAGCUGAAAAUCCUAAGAUAUAUAAAACUAUGCGACUGGGCAAAUACUCUAAAGGAAAAAACCGACCGCUUAAGGUGAAAACUAAAGCUUGUAAAACUUGUAUUCCAGAAGUCAGUGUUUUGGAACAUAAGACACAACAUCUAGGUACUAGGUUCGGUGAUUAA
Molecule: messenger RNA, 762 nt
Organism: Danaus chrysippus (African queen)
Lineage: Eukaryota; Metazoa; Arthropoda; Insecta; Lepidoptera; Nymphalidae
Source: the annotation of a GenBank genome assembly